Molecule: messenger RNA, 1439 nt
Organism: Cynoglossus semilaevis (tongue sole)
Lineage: Eukaryota; Metazoa; Chordata; Actinopteri; Pleuronectiformes; Cynoglossidae
Product: protein FANTASTIC FOUR 1-like
Exons: 3
Coding region: 490-717 (75 amino acids)
Source: RefSeq, a predicted model, not a curated record
CUGGUGGCUGCAGCAGCAGGGCCCUAAAUGGGUUGUAGCCCAGAACAGGCAUGUCUGCAAUGCCUGGCUCAGUGGGUGGGUGAGGUAGAGGAGGGUGAGGAAGAGGAGCAGGACAGAGAGGGGAGGGGGAUGAUGAAGAAGAAGAAGAAGAGGAGGAGGAGUGACAUGUGACUCCUGCAGGAGGAUCAGUCAGAAAACAGCACCGAGAAGAGGAGAGGGAGGAGCAGAAUGUUGUCUGUGUCUUGGACAGCUCCGUCAACAGUUCUCCCCCUCUCUCUGCCUCCCCUCUCUCCCCCCCUCCCUCCCUGUGAUUAAGCUCUCUCUGUUUAUGUUCAUAUCCUGUCACAUCUCUCCUCCUCUCCUCCUAAUUCCUCUUUUCUCCUCUCUUCCCUCGCUCUUGUCUCUUUGCAGCUCAGCAGGUAAAAGGAUAAGAGGAGACAGAGUGGAGGAGGAGGAGGAGACAGAGAGGAAGGGAGGGAGGAAGACGGAAUGAAAGGCCAGGAGUGGGUGAAAAUGAAAGGAAUCUGUCGUUUCUCACCGGGAUUAAGAACCGAUCUGACUGAUCCCGAUGAAGGAAAGAGAAGGAUGAGGGAGGAGGAAGAGGAGGAGGAGGAGGAGGAGGAGGAGGAGAGGGAAGAGUGUGACUGUAGUGAAGUACGACUGGGAAAGGAAGGAAAUGAAAGCACCGACAACACACCAGCACCGACAGACAAGUAAGAUCACACACACACACACUGUCUACUGACGCAGUGAACCACUGUGGGAGUUUUCACUGCCAUUGUUGACUUUUAAUAUUUUGACUUUUUAAUAUUUCCUCUGACGGCUGUUUGACAAGUCAACCUCAACUUGACAUUUAUUUAUUUAUUCCUUUUUGUGAACGGUGACGACUUGACAAUCGGCCGCGUCCAGGAAACUGUCUUGAUAACUGAGCGUCGUUGUCUUCUUACACACACACACACACACGUGCAUAUAUUUCUUCAUCACCGCAGACUGACAGCGCAGGAGUCGGGGAGGGGGGCGUGGGGUAUGACAGAACAGCUAAGGGCCCGCAGUCCCAGGGCGUGAGACUCCUUCACUUCACUUCGUUCUUCCCAUGACGUCACACAAUGAACUUUAAUAAAGACAAUAUUCUUUUGAUGCAUUCGUCUGGACUCCAAAUAAUGAAAAAUAUUGAUUUGGAACUCCUUCAAGUCGAUGUUACUCUCGGUCUUUGGGGGAACUCAACCCGGAGACGAGCUGAUUGCCAGGAUGUGAUUACGAGGCCUGCAGCACCCUCCAGUGGCUGAAAGCGGCAACACUGACUCAAUGAACUACUGUAUAUAGACACAUUUUGUGGGAAUUAACAGUUCCACGGAGACAGUUCUUUGUUUUUAAAUGACCUUCUUCUUCUUCUUCUUCUUCUUCAAGACCCAACAUAAGACACCUCCACCUCCAUCAGA